This is a messenger RNA of Sinocyclocheilus grahami, 900 nucleotides long. It is a transcript of the gene cplx3a, whose product is annotated as complexin 3a. The record is from RefSeq and is a predicted model, not a curated record. Gene Ontology annotation, molecular function: syntaxin binding. Gene Ontology annotation, biological process: regulation of neurotransmitter secretion; neurotransmitter transport; synaptic vesicle exocytosis. Bases 252 to 722 code for a protein of 156 amino acids. The transcript has 3 exons. Gene Ontology annotation, cellular component: terminal bouton; SNARE complex. Lineage: Eukaryota; Metazoa; Chordata; Actinopteri; Cypriniformes; Cyprinidae.
UGAAUCAGAAGUCGCGCGUUACUUCAUAAAUAGAGAGAGAGAGAGAGAGAGAGAGUUGUACAGGUCAUGAAUAUUUGGUGCUGAAACUUGAAUUGAGCUGAAGAAAGAAAAACAUCGACUGUCGUUGUGGCGUCUUUGUUUUCUUCUCAAUAGUUGGACGAGACAUUACUAAGCAAGAGUUUCUCAAGUGACUGACAUCUUAUCCACAAAGCAGGCGAUUCAUAUCUGUAGCCUGUUCUGCAGACAAAACUAUGGCUUUUAUGUUCAAACACAUGAUAGGAGGGCAGCUGAAGGAUCUUACCGGGGGUCUAGCAGAAGAAAAAGCAGAAGGAGAACAGUCAGAAGCUGCAGGGAAGGGAAUGACACAAGAAGAGUUUGAGCAAUAUCAACAACAGUUGGCGGAGGAGAAGAUGGAGCGGGAUGCCAGCUUUGCCCAAAAGAAAGCUGAGCGAGCCACAGUCAGGAGCCACUUCAGGGAAAAAUAUCGCCUUCCAAAAAGUGAACUGGACGAGACACAAAUUCAGGCUGCGGCAGAUGACGUGGAGUUGCCCACAGAGCUGGCCAAGAUGAUCGCCGAAGACAACCAGGAGGAGGAGCACAAGCAGUCUGUCCUGGGUCAGCUGACCAACAUUCAGAACGUAGAUAUAGACCAGCUAAAAGAAAAGGCCCAGUCCACCAUCGAAGACCUUAAACAGUCUGCUGAAAAGUGUGAGGUCAUGUAAUACACAGAGCUGGACUGCUGAUUGAGGAUCCAGAUGUUUUUCUGUAUAUGAUCCAUAAACAGCAUACCUAUAAUGAGUUGAAUCUCUGAUUCAUGAAAGACAAGCGCCUACCCAAAGCCAAGCAAUCAUAUAUAAAUUUGAAGUGUGUCUGUUGAGAUCGCAAAUAAUGUUUGCUACA